This is a messenger RNA of Varroa destructor (honeybee mite), 2414 nucleotides long. RefSeq lists its product as uncharacterized. Gene Ontology annotation, cellular component: spindle; microtubule. The record is from RefSeq and is a predicted model, not a curated record. Lineage: Eukaryota; Metazoa; Arthropoda; Arachnida; Mesostigmata; Varroidae. Gene Ontology annotation, biological process: mitotic cytokinesis; establishment of mitotic spindle localization.
UUAUCAGGUCCACCCGCUCGUCGUGGUCCAUCCAAUACAACGCGAUAUCGAGCGAUGCAAAGUGAACGACGAAUUCAUCUACUCGCAGAAGUUCGUUACGAAGGCGAUAGACAAUAUGGAGGCACUUACGAUAAGCGAUUUGAAAAGGCUGUGCGCGGAACGCGGUUUAACUCCUGGUAAGCUUCGCAAACAGCAAAUCAUCGAGCUCCUUGUAAAUAGUGGACUAAAGGAGCUACCGACAGAGAUCGUUGUUCGAGAUACUCCUAGAAAAAGUAUUUUAACCCCUUCACGAUCCCGGCGUUCCGCUAUAGCAGAAGCUGAAGGCGGUCAGCCUGAGACACGGCGAAGCAUUCGUCGAAAAACUCGAGCAAACGCAGCUGAAAUCAAUAAAGAAAACACUUCAGGUGAAACCAAUGUGACGCCAAUGAGAAAGGGCAAGCGCUCAACCCGAAGACAGAACGCCGGCAGUACUGAAAGUACUAAUAACAAAGAUGAAGUUGAAAAACAGUCGCCAGCAAGUGAUAGUGGCAGUGCUAGUGAGGAGGCAAAGUUACAGCUGGAGGGAAAAUUAAGAGGAACGCCGGUGAAUCUCUCCAAUAGUGUAGAGUUUUCCUCUGAGGAAAAGCACGAUCCAUUUGAACUGCCUGAAACUAAUUCUAUGCAGGGAAGUCGAAGCUCAUCAGGAAAGAGACACAGCACAAGGCUAUCUUUUGCUAAAAACAUUGAUGACGAUGGCACCGGUUUUGAACAGGAGACACCUCCAAUAAAGAAAAUUGCUGAGGAAAGCACGAACGUAGAUGAGAUUAAAGUCAUUCAGGCUGAUGAGUCGGCACAGGUUGGUACUGCAGACUCUGCGUCUGAGCUGUCAAAGUGGCAGUCAACAAAUUCCACCAUAAACGAAACUCCAAAAGAAGAUGAACAACCCCCCAAGCAUGCUAUUGAUGAAGGCGAAGAUGAUAAAGUUGACAAUCGAAGACUACACAGUGAAGUCCUGCAGUCGAAUAAAACAGAUACACCAUCAUCAGAAAAGGGACAAAAGCAAUUAAAGGAAACAAAAGUUAACGAUAAAUAUUUUCAAGGUGCAGAACGCGUUGCAAACGAGCCUGCAAACCCCCAUUCCACACCCAACUCUGUUACCGGUGCCGAAGAUACUUGGCCGAGGAAACAGCGAAGAACAUGGAAUUUAAAUACGACAGCAGAGUUCAAUUUUGCGUAUGAUGAGCAGCCUUCCCCCGUGUCCUCACGAAGGGGUUCGUUAAGUGAUGAGCAGGCCACGAUUACUGCCUUAAAUCAACAACCUACCCCGCUCAUCAUUCGCGAAAACACAUUCAUCGUAGGAGCCCCGUCACAGAUUAAGAACUCUAAGGAAAGCAAAAACUCGUCGCCAACUUAUUUCAAAGCAUCGAAAACCCCGAACUUUAAAAAGCUGCACGAGCGAGAGCAGGCUCGUAUGGAAAGCAUCGUAGAUCAUGCGAGCCGAAAACGUGAAAGAAUGCGGCAGCUAUUGCAAACCACGCGCGAGAUCCGUGACCGCGGCGGUACAUCUCGACGAGAAUCCAAGACACCAUUGAAGACUCCCCUGAAAACCUUAUUGAAAACACCGGUAACUGAUAUCAAAAGACAGUACAUGACCCCAUCAUCAUCCGCCAAGAAGAUUCUUAGUGACAAAGUACGUUCGAAUCGCCGUUUCGAGCUACUGAUGAAGGCUCGUGGAAUCAACAUCGAAGAGGAUGCUAACAGUGAUGAGGAACAGAAGUAGAUAGGCAGUGGCGAUGCCGGUUUCUUGGCUGCAUCACUUUGAGUUCAGGUUUUCAAGAAUGUCUUCAGAAAAGCGCAAAGAAUACGUACUCCUGAACACAGCAGACGUAAUGAUUUUGUUAGCAUAUAGCAUAAUUUUACUUAUUUAAUUGAGCAUUCUUAUGUAGCUAACCGUUUAUUCAUGCAUGUUUAAUUUAGCACUUUGCUUAGGAGUUGUUACGCCUCUAAAAGGAAACAUAACCAGUAGUAAGUCGAAAAGGUCAAUGCGGAUCUGUGUAGGAAAGCUGUGUGUUCAUUCAGAAAUUUGUGAAAUGCCAUAUCUUGUUUUAGACAUAAGGUAGAAGUCAGCGGCUUCUUAUAACGUGUGUCCACAAACUGCGGCUUUGUGUGUCUUUGUAAUAAGGAGAGUCAAAGAGGUUAAGGAGCAUACGUUACCGAUUAGAAAACGGUGUAGUAUGCUACAGUUCGCCGAAAAAGUUUAGCCAAAGCCGUGUGGGAUUUUAAAGGUAAAACAAUAUAAAAAAGGAAUGAAUAUGAUUCGAAUAAGAGUUCCAAAAUGAAAAAACGGUAGAUUGGUGCUUACCUCCAAUAAUAAAACCCAUAUGGCAGUGUAUAACUUGUAUAGAAUUUGUAUAUAAAGCGAAAGAGUUUUUGAG